Molecule: messenger RNA, 1146 nt
Organism: Rotaria socialis
Lineage: Eukaryota; Metazoa; Rotifera; Eurotatoria; Philodinida; Philodinidae
Source: the annotation of a GenBank genome assembly
AUGGCUUUUUUCAAUCGUUUAUGGACAUUUUUUAGUGGUGACACUAAACAACUACAUAAACAAGCAGAUGUAUUAAAAAUUGGAAUACUCGGUGCAGCUAAUAUUUGUAAUAUGGCAUUAGUUAACCCGGCAAGUAAAUUAUCGAACAUUCUAAUCUAUGGCAUUGCUGCCAGAAAUCGGCCAAAGGCUGAAGCAUUCGCAAGAAAACAUCAUAUACCAAAAGUUUAUGAUAAUUAUGAUGAAUUAUUAGCUGAUCCAGAUAUAACUGCGAUUUAUAAUCCAUUACCAAACGGUCUGCAUUAUCAAUGGACAAUGAAAGCUUUACGUUCAGGUAAACAUGUACUUUGUGAAAAACCAUUAUCAAAUAAUGCAAAUGAAGCACGUGAAAUGGUUGAAGAAGCUAGAAAACAAAAUCGUCUACUAGUCGAAGCAUUUCACUAUCGAUAUCAUCCAAUGUGUAAUGAAACUUUGAGAAAUCUUCUUUCAAAUAAAGAUCGAAUUGGUUCUAUACAAAAUAUCUCCGCUGUUUUUACUGUUGCAGCUAGCUUUUUAAAACAUGACGAUAUUCGUUUUCAAUAUUCUCUUGGUGGUGGAACUCAAAUGGAUCUUGGGUGUUAUGUAGUAUCUUCGUGUCGAUUUAUUGUUAAUACCUACAACAAUCGUAAUGAUGAUAAUGAAGGUCCAUUUGAAAUUCAAAAAGCCGAAGCCGUACGAGUAUCUCCAACUAAUCCUCAAAUCGAUUAUGGCAUGCGAAGUGAUUUAAUAUUAGAUGGAAUAAAAUGUAAUAUAUAUUGUGAAUUUACUAAUAAUUGGUCAAUUACUAAGCAACAAAUAACCAUCGAAUGUGAACAUGCUAUAAUAACCGUCGGUUAUUUUAUUGCUCCGGUUUUUUAUCAUUAUAUAACUGUACAUGAUCGACGUGGCAAUCAAACGCGUACAAUAAAAAAUUAUGGAGAUAAUCAAUCAACUUAUUAUUAUCAAUUAAAAGCAUUUGUAGACGCUGUAAAAAUUGCUCAAAAUGAAAGUUCUAUGGAUCGAGCGUAUGAAAUAGCGUAUACAACUGGAAAAAGUGGUAUUCGUAAUAUGGAAAUCAUUGAUGAAAUCUAUCGUAAAGCUGGACUCGUUGUACGAGGAACUGAAAUUUAA